Messenger RNA from Homarus americanus (American lobster), 3243 nucleotides. RefSeq names its product glycosyltransferase 8 domain-containing protein 1-like. Gene Ontology annotation, molecular function: glycosyltransferase activity. The transcript has 8 exons. Gene Ontology annotation, cellular component: Golgi apparatus. The coding region runs from base 115 to 1290 and encodes 391 amino acids. The record is from RefSeq and is a predicted model, not a curated record. Lineage: Eukaryota; Metazoa; Arthropoda; Malacostraca; Decapoda; Nephropidae.
GUGAACAACGCCGCAGGAACACAUUCGGACAAGCUUCAUGUGGCAGCCGUCAAGGGUCGCUCAUGCUCAAACAAUCACAAAAUAAGUUUACAUUCCUGGGCGUCGAGAAUAAUCAUGGUACACACGAAGCUUAAAGUCUGUGUGGUGGUGACUAGUGUUGGCUGGUCACUACUGCUUGCAUAUGUCAUGUCUUCUCUAAAGUGGCAGCCUGGCAGCAUUACUGAUUCUCAGCGAAGGUCUGCACAUGCCAGUCAAGCAGAUAAUGUACCUUUGGCUAGGGCAGCAAAGAGUCAUGUGCUGCUUGGGGAACUCAUAGAAGCAGCAAAAAUGAACAAUGGAAGUCAAUCCAAAGCCAGUUCAUUGCAAAGAAUAUUCCCAGGAGUAAGCGCUAGUAUUAAUAACACGCAAAACUCAGGUAAAACUGUGAAAAUUGUUAUAUCUGGAAAUGAGGAGACACUAUUGGGUGUUACUGCUGCCAUGAACAGUGUCGUCACAAACACAAAGUCAUCUGUACAUUUCUAUGUUACUCUACCAAAGAUUGUCAUCCCAGACUUCAGGAAAUGGGUACUACAAACAAAACUAAAGAAAGUAAAUUACACCAUUCGGCCACACGUGCGUCUGAUGCCAAAGGGAAAGCCUCAGUUUGCCAAAAUAUACCUUCAGUCAAUAUUUCCAGAUUUGGAUGGCAGAUUUAUUUACCUCGACUCUGAUGUCAUUGUCCAAGGUGAUAUAAUUGAACUGAUGGAUUUGCCUAUGAAAAAAUCUUAUUUGGGUGCCUUCUCAGAGGACUGUUCAUCAGGCUCUAAAUGGUUCGGUUUGGCAAAGCCUCGUUACUCAGCACACAUCAACCUGAAGCAUCCCAAGCUGAGAGGAGUCAAGAUCAAACCUAAAUCCUGUACCUUCAACACAGAUGUUUUUGUGGCAGACAUGACUGUUUGGAAGAGUUCAAAUGUUUCACUUCUCUUAGUGGACUGGGUGAACAGUAGUAAACAUGAUCCCCUCUAUGGACUGGACCCAGAGGCAGACGAGGCAGAAGCGGCAAUGCUGAUUGUUAUGUACCGGCGUGUGUUGCCCCUCCCUCACCUCUGGCAUGUUAGGGACCUCGGUGUAAUACCGGGGGCAAGCUACUCAAAACAGUUUAUUCAAAAGGCCAAGUUACUACACUGGAAUGGUCAUUAUAAACCCUGGUCUCGACGAGCUUCAUUCAUGGAGUCAUGGUUUAAAUAUUAUGUUCCUGACCCUAACAAGAAGUAUAAGCCAAUCAAGAUAUUUUCUCAAGAAACCAAAUGAGCAUCUAAUUAUAAACCUUGAAUUUCCUAAUUAAAACUGAAAUGCUCAGUACAGUAGUUACUAAAUGCUUUACAAAUUAUGUACUGCAUGUCUAGAUUGGUGCUUUGCAAGUGAAACUGAAGAGAUAAUGUGAUAAUUGAAAUAUUACGCUUAAAAGUCCAUGUUAAUUGUUAAUCUAAUAAGUUAAGGCAUAUUGCAUUUUUUAUUAAAAGAAAAUAUAAAUUAUUUUUGACAAUACUGUAUAGUAAAUUUGUUUAUUUCACUAAAAUUACAAGAUGACCUGCAAAUUAUUUACUGCACUUUCUUUAUUCCAUUUUUUUUUUUUUUUUUUUCAUGUUUUCUUUCCUUGAAAUUGAACAAAAUUUAUCAUUCACAUAUCUUUACCUUGUGGCAAAUGCCAUCAUUUUCUGUCUACAGCAGAAUGUACAACAGCAUACAAUAUUUUAACCAUUCUGGUUUCUAUGUAAGAUACUGUACAUUAUAGUAGUAGCAGUCAUUUUAUUUAAAACCUAUCUCGAUUAAUCCUUUCACUGCGUUUCCCGCACUUGCCAUUUUAUUCUGGCUACCGCCAGACAAUUUUAUUCAGUUUAGGGUAACCUCCUGCAGCCAAAGGGUUAAUAUACAUUAGUACUUCAAACCAAAGAGGUGAUUCCAAUAGCUCUCCAUUUGUCAAGUACUGUAAUUUGCUUGCUGUUUUACAUGUAUGUACAAUAUUAGAAUGCACUAUGCCAAGUCUUUCUUAAGUACAAGAACAAAACUCACCCCUUGCAUCUUUGUUUCGUGAUUGGGACUUAGUUAUAUUGUAUAUAUUAGCUUGUUCAAAGGGGUUUACUGUACAGUAUACAAACAUCAUUAGAGUUCACUGAAUUGUGGCUUCAAUAUUGUUUAAAGGAUUCAAAAUACCGUUCUGGUGUGAUGUAUUAUUUUCUUGUACAUUGUACAGUAUGUGGUUCUUACAUUAAUAUUUUAUAUGUUAUAGUGUACAGUAAUUAAGUACAAGAUUUUUUGUACUGAUAACCAAAGCCAGUAAUUCAUGACAGUUGCAAUGUUCUUAUAGAGGUGAUAAUGGUAAAGAUGAGCCAUUUGUGGUUUGAAAGAGGAAGAAAGGUCAUUUUUUUCAAAGUAUGGGUUAUAUACAGGGGGUCCUCACUAUCCAAGUCAUCGAUAUCCAUGGUUUUGCAUUUACAAGCCCAAAUUAUUGCUGAACUAUACAUAAAAUGUCCCUGCAAUAACGAGGAAUAAUAUCCAUGGAGCUUGGAAGUCUCAACAGAGAAUGAUUCACAUCUCCCGUCAUACCGAUGCACAUCCCCCAGCCUCCACCACGCUCAUUCCCAUGUACAGUACUCAUGUUCACCCACCAUAAACAGUGACUAGCCUCCUGCAGUUCUCUACAGGUAUUGUUUUCCAUGUGCAUUCUUAAAAAAUCAUUGCUAAACUAGGUGCUGUCCCUAAAAGGAAUCAUAACAGCUAUAGACUGGACGUGAAAUAGGAGGUUAUCAGUCGAAAGAAAAGAGGUGAGCAUGUGAUGGACAUCUUAAGUGCUCUUCAGAUUCCUGAGUAUCCGAGUAUAAGUGGUGAUUUUCCAGUCCGUAUUAGCCUCGAAUAAUGAGGACUUCCUGCAUUGACAAUUUUUCAGGUGUUUGAGGAUACUAUAGUUGUAGCCAGUGUAUACUGUACUGUACUUGAUUUGCAAUAGGGUUUCAUUCCUGAAAACAUUUUGUAAGUUGAUUUUUUGUAAAUCAAAGCACAUUUACCCAUAGACUACAAAUAUACAAGAAAUCCCAAAUAUGUAUUAAAGUACAGUACUGUACUAUAAAACAUGUGUUUAAUGAUGUUUUUGGGUAUACACAAUGAAAACAGUACUGUAUAAACCAAAAAUAAACACAUACUUUUGCAACAACUAUACACCUUCAAUUGUACUUAAUUUGCAUAUAUAAAUUUAAGAAUACAGAA